AAAUGCAACAACUUCCGUUUGGAAGAUCGUGAAACUCGAUUUGGUUGUUUCUGAUAAUAGAGAAACAAAAAAAAAAACGAAAAGAGAAAAGACAAAUGCUGGAAGCUGCGAAGAACAACUCAAGCAUCCUCAAUGGAGGAGGAGGAGGAUUCUCUCAGCUACAAAGUUGCUUCGGCGAUUGCAGUAGCGAAGAAGAAUUAUCUGUGUUACCACGUCAUACCAAAGUCAUCGUAACCGGAAACAACCGUACCAAAUCCGUACUCGUCGGUCUUCAAGGCGUCGUUAAAAAAGCCGUCGGACUCGGUGGUUGGCAUUGGCUGGUUUUGACUAAUGGAAUUGAAGUGAAGUUGCAGAGGAAUGCGCUUAGUGUUCUUGAACAUCCUACAGGGAAUGAAGAAGACAAUGAUCUUGAAGUCGACCAUACUACACAGUGGAAUAAUCCCUCCGAUAUGACAACUGAGGACACUUUGAAGCCUCAUAAGUCGAAGCAGAGAGGACACAGAUCAUCGCGGUUAUCUCAAAAGGCUUUGUGCAGGGCAGUUUCUUGUGACUCACACUCAAAAAACUCGAGUAUUACUCCUCGCAUGAACAUGAAGGUUGAUCUUACCAAGUUGGAUAUGGCUGCAUUACUGAGAUAUUGGCGACAUUUUAACCUCGUGGAUGCUCUUCCAAAUCCAACAAAGGAGCAACUGAUUGACAUUAUUCAGAGACACUUCAUGUCUCAGCAAAUGGAUGAGCUUCAGGUUAUUGUGGGAUUCGUUCAGGCUGCAACAGGAAUGAAGAAGGCUUGCCAAGUGGAAGCCAAAAGAAGCCAGAAACACUGAUCUUUAACUGCAUCAGCUAAAUAUCCUUCAAUAGACUAACAAAAAUCUG
This is a messenger RNA of Arabidopsis arenosa, 873 nucleotides long. NCBI's taxonomy places the organism in Eukaryota, Viridiplantae, Streptophyta, Magnoliopsida, Brassicales, Brassicaceae. The record is from the annotation of a GenBank genome assembly.